UCCGCUCGUGCGAGGAUCAGUCGAUUCAAAGAGGUUGUUGUGAUCGUCAUAUUUUUCUCACAGAUUUCGACCACUUUUUAAUUUGAACGUCUGCUUGUGUGCUGCCCCUCACUAAUUGAAACCCAGAAAUGGACCGGUAGGAUGUGGUGUGGAACUCUCACCUUCUGAGGCGGCGAAAGUGUGGCGGAUCAGUCUCAAUCGGAGCUGAGCUUUUGAAUCGGAAUUCGAAAUUUUACGGCCGAGAAAUGGUUUCAGCCGAACCAAGUAUUUUAUCUGGAUUGGCAGCGACUCUGGGUUGCUCAGAGCCAGCGUUGAAGCUCCUGCUGUCUUUGGUCGUUGGCUAUCCAAUCGCGUUCGUUCACCGUAAGACAAUGUAUGGGAAAAAUGCAAAUUUGCAACAUUUCUUCUUCAUGUUGUGUGGAGUUGCAAUUGGCGUGUACAACUACAAAUUUGGAGUUGGCCAUUCCAUAGCUGCUGUUGUUACAACAUACGUCUUGUUGAAAGUUUUUGGCGGAACUACUGCUGGAGUUGUUAUCUGUUUUUUGUUCAACAUGGGAUAUUUAGUGAUAGGAUAUUUCUACACUGGCACGGAGACAUAUGACAUAAAAUGGAGCAUGCCCCACUGCGUCUUGACCCUUCGUUUGAUUGGGUUGGCAUUUGACGUGUAUGAUGGCCAUAGAAGUCCUGAAGCUCUUUCAAAGGAUCAAAAAAUCACUGCCAUCAACAGAGUGCCAUCUUUGUUGGAAAUAGCAGGGUACACCUAUUUCCCUGCUUCGUACAUGGUCGGCCCUCAAUUUCCAAUGACCAGGUACUUGGGCAUGAUCAACGGUACUUUGAAACCAAAGGACCAAGAAAAACCUGCCUGCAUGGUUCCUGGUCUGCUGCGCGGAUUAGGCGGAUUUGUUUACUUGGGCAUUUACCAAAUUGGAAACAUUUACUACAAAGACGAUUACCUCUUAACAGAAGCAUUUGCGAUUCUCCCAUUUUGGAAAAGAGCUCUGCAAAUGGGCGUCUGGGGCAAGAUCAUGAUGUACAAGUACAUCUCUUGCUGGAUGAUCACAGAAGGCGUGUGCAUUUCAUCAGGUCUCACAUACAAUGGUGAGGAUGAGUAUGGCAAAGUCAGGUGGAAUGGAUGUGCAAACGUGAGACUGAGAGUCUAUGAGGGCGCUGUCAAGUUCGGACACCUCAUCGAUUCCUUCAACACCAACACCAAUAAUUGGGUUUUGCAGUACAUUUACAAAAGGCUCAAGUUCAUGAACAACCGCUACAUUAGCCAAGGCACAACCCUCUUGUUCCUUGCCUUGUGGCAUGGCUUGCAUUCUGGCUACUACAUGUGCUUUAUGUUGGAAUUCAUCAUCAUGAAAGUGGAAAAGGAGGUUGAGUUGAUCUUUGCUGCAAGAAAAGAUUGGACCGAAGCCAUCAGCAAGCCAGGAGUUUGGCACGUCUUGUGGGUGGUGCGGAAAAUCUAUCUGAUCGUGUUCAUGGGCUACUGCAUGGUUCCGUUUGUUCUGCUCAAGUCUCACAAAUGGUCUGUUGCCUUUAGUGCUGUGUAUUGGAUGGGGCACGUGUUCUUUUUGCCUUGGUUCUUCUUUGGCCAUUUGGUUGUUAAAGCUUUGAGACCUCCAAGGGUCAAAGAAAGCAAGAAAGAGUGAAAUUUCACUUCAAGUGCAGUGAAUGGCUUUUGGAAAACACAAUUCAAACCGUGAUUCGCUGCAAAAUGAUGUGGGAAAUAAAAAUGCAACAAUUUAGUCACUCUGAUCGCAUAAUAAUUUUGUCACUUGUUUUUAACUGAGGAAGACGCCAAUUUUGCCAAAAUGAGUAAUAGUUUGUGUGUGCAUGAGAACCUUCUAGUAGUUGUUCGAGAGUGACAGUUUAGUCAGUGCCGCACUGCAACAUGCCUAUAAAAAGCAUUUUAAAGCGGUGCGUUUUUCGUCCAUCUUGUUAUUAAUAUCUGCUCUUGUAACUGAUGCAAGUUGCCAAAAAUGUCAUUUUUCUCUAGCGAUUCAGCUACGUCAUGACUACCAUGUGAAGCAAAAUUGCUUGCUUGCUGAUGCUCCAUUUUAGGGUUGGCACAACCAUAAUAGAAUUCCCACAAGUCUUAUUUGCCCAAAAUACCUAACAGCCUUUUUUCCAUCUUAUUACUUCAAAGUCAAAGUAAUCGUGAAUCUAGUUAUUGAAAAGAACCAACUCAUUUGAGUAGAGUUUUGUAAACUAUUCAACGAGCUGUAAAAUUCUUGAUAUUGCUGUUGAUGCAACUGACUUGCAAAGUUGUUAAAAACCCCCCUUCUACUAAACAAAUUUUAGAACGUUGCAUUGAAAAUGACCUCUCAGUUUUAGUGUUGAAAAAUUUAGAAACAUAGAUUUUGCAAGCAUGAUUCGAUCUAUUGUAUUAGUUCCAAUAGGCAAUUUGAUGUUGCUAUUUCAAAUAGAUAUUAUGCUGUGCAGUUGUAUAUUAUGAGAUGUAUUAGAUUUCGCAAAGAAAUUUAUACGCAGGAUUGAAAUUACAAUACGUGAGAAGCCUGUGCAAUAAUAAACUUGCAAUCCCUUAUCUCUAA
Molecule: messenger RNA, 2555 nt
Organism: Cloeon dipterum
Lineage: Eukaryota; Metazoa; Arthropoda; Insecta; Ephemeroptera; Baetidae
Gene: nes
Product: nessy
Exons: 11
Coding region: 246-1652 (468 amino acids)
Biological process (GO): phosphatidylcholine biosynthetic process; lipid modification
Cellular component (GO): membrane
Molecular function (GO): 1-acylglycerophosphocholine O-acyltransferase activity; lysophospholipid acyltransferase activity
Source: RefSeq, a predicted model, not a curated record